GGUGCAAUCUCAACAGACAGCUGUCCCCUGGCUUCUCGAUAAAUAGGAUGACUCGCAUUGCUGAGCGGUGUAGUCACCGCCAAAGGAAUGGCCAUCUCACAUUUCUUCCUGAUUCACAUAUUCAGUGGGGUUACUUGUCAGCCCCUCCCUCAGCUGCUUCCCAGACACUGAGUCUGGAAUGAAAAUUCACCUGCCUCUGAGUUGGCCGCUGGUGGGGGCAGGGGUGUUACUUGGGUUCCCAGGUUGGGAGAUUACCUCACCCGGCCCUAGCUAUAUAAGCCGACCUGUGUGGAGGGCUCCGCAGGGCUGACUUGAGGCACUCAUUCCACAGGGGAAAACACACAGACAACCAACCUCAGGCCGACAUGAUGGUGAUGAAGGUGGAAGAGUUGGUCACAGGGAAGAAGAAUGGCAGUGGGGAGACUGGGGAGUUCCUACCUGAGGAUUUCAGAGAUGGGCAGUAUGAAGCUGCUGUUACGUUAGAGAAGCAAGAGGACCUGAAGACACUUCCAGCCCACUCGCUGAGCCUGAGGGAGCAACAGUGGAAAAUUGAGAAAGAGCGAGAGGUGGAGCUCAAGAAGAAAAAACUAGAACAAAGAUCAAAGCUUGAAAAUUUAGAAGACCUUGAAGUCAUCAUUCAACUGAAGAAAAGGAAAAAAUACAGGAAGACUAAAGUUCCAGCUGUAAAGGAACCUGAACCUGAAAUCAUUAUAGAACCUGUGGAUGUGCCUAGGUUCCUGAAGGCUGCCCUGGAGAAUAAACUGCCAGUAGUAGAAAAAUUCUUGUCAGACAAGAACAAUCCAGAUGUCUGUGAUGAGUAUAAACGGACAGCUCUUCACAGAGCAUGCUUAGAAGGACAUUUGGCAAUUGUGGAGAAGUUAAUGGAAGCUGGAGCCCAGAUCGAAUUCCGUGAUAUGCUUGAAUCCACAGCCCUCCACUGGGCAAGCCGUGGAGGAAACCUGGAUGUCUUAAAAUUGCUACUGAAUAAAGGAGCAAAAAUCAGUGCUCGGGAUAAGUUGCUCAGCACGGCGCUGCAUGUGGCUGUGAGGACUGGGCACUACGAGUGUGCGGAGCAUCUCAUCGCCUGUGAGGCCGACCUCAACGCCAAAGACCGAGAAGGAGAUACCCCUCUGCAUGAUGCCGUGAGGCUGAACCGUUACAAGAUGAUCAGACUCCUGAUUAUGUAUGGGGCUGACCUCAACAUCAAGAAUUGUGCUGGGAAGACCCCAGUGGAUCUGGUGCUGCACUGGCAGAAUGGAACCAAGGCAAUAUUCGACAGCCUCAAGGAGAACUCCUACAAAACCUCUCGCAUAGCCUCCUUCUAAAGGAAAUGAUACCACUCGCAUCCCGUUGUUCUUCACCAGCAUUUUGAAGGCACGGCCCCAGAGAAGAGCAACCAGUCCUAACAUCCAGCUCCUAUCCACCUGUUGUAAAGCUGCACCUAAUGAAGUUUUGAGAAAGCACAGGGAUAUAGGUAUGGGAAUCUCCCUUAGUGAAACUCACUCUAUUUAUUUUUAUUUAUUCCUGUUUAUUUAUUUAUUUAUUUACUUCGAUGCCACUGGUAUUCAGAUCCUUCGUGGUGACCCAUUUGGUGAGCAAAGCUUAAUUUGUAUAUAACACUUCAGAGCCUUCCUGUAGAUUUGUCCUCAGACCACGUUAACCAGCAAUGCUGUUGGUGCCUGCUCGUGGGCACCUCGUUGGUGGAAGAUAUUUCAAGGUGUUUUUAAAGGACAAGGGUGAUGAUCACAGCCCCCUUUUCUCCUGAAUUUUUAAUGCUGACGUUUGGGGCAGUGGGAGGCGUGUAGCGACGGGAGAGGAGACUGUGGAAUGAAGGCUUCUGUGAGAAGGACAGUAAAGCCAAGCCGUUGGAUGCCUGGGCCUGGUAUUUCUUACCAAGUCACACGUUGUACCGAGGUGAAGAGAAUGUCUUGAGUGUAAGCGGUGUGUCGUGGCAGGUGCGGGCCGCUGGGCCAUGCAGAAGUGAAUUUGCUGAAAAAAAAAAGAUGAAAGUGACUGCAAAGUGUAAAUGUGUAAAUGUAUAUUAUGUUGUAUGUCUAUUUUAUAUUCAUAAUAAAAGCAAAAUUCUAAACCUCUAA
This is a messenger RNA of Leptonychotes weddellii (Weddell seal), 2096 nucleotides long. It is a transcript of the gene ANKRD1, whose product is annotated as ankyrin repeat domain 1. The record is from RefSeq and is a predicted model, not a curated record. Gene Ontology annotation, biological process: regulation of transcription by RNA polymerase II. Gene Ontology annotation, molecular function: RNA polymerase II-specific DNA-binding transcription factor binding. Lineage: Eukaryota; Metazoa; Chordata; Mammalia; Carnivora; Phocidae. Gene Ontology annotation, cellular component: nucleus.